AUGUAUGGGAAACCCGGCAAGGAGAAAUCACGACUAAGGUCUAAAGGACCCCGGAUCUUGAAGAUCUCCUUUUUGAAUUCUUCAUUCGCUCUGGACUUCGGAGCAGGGCUAUUUGAUGAUGAUUCUUACUCCCAGUUGCAGCAUUGUCAAAGAGGUGUCAAGCAACCUCAUGCUUGUAGAAUGAAGAUUAAAUUCACGACAGUUUUGGCCAUAGCAAAAUUUUCCACGUAA
Messenger RNA from Sclerotinia sclerotiorum 1980 UF-70, 231 nucleotides. RefSeq lists its product with no specific name. NCBI's taxonomy places the organism in Eukaryota, Fungi, Ascomycota, Leotiomycetes, Helotiales, Sclerotiniaceae. The record is from RefSeq and is a predicted model, not a curated record. The transcript is spliced from 3 exons. Bases 1 to 231 code for a protein of 76 amino acids.